This is a messenger RNA of Choloepus didactylus (southern two-toed sloth), 933 nucleotides long. RefSeq names its product olfactory receptor 5V1-like. Gene Ontology annotation, molecular function: G protein-coupled receptor activity; olfactory receptor activity. The transcript has a single exon. The record is from RefSeq and is a predicted model, not a curated record. Gene Ontology annotation, cellular component: membrane. Gene Ontology annotation, biological process: G protein-coupled receptor signaling pathway. NCBI's taxonomy places the organism in Eukaryota, Metazoa, Chordata, Mammalia, Pilosa, Megalonychidae. The coding region runs from base 1 to 933 and encodes 310 amino acids.
AUGGAGAUGGACAUCUACAAUCUUACCACCGUCAAUGAGUUUAUCCUCAUAGGGCUCUCCGAUCUCCCAAAAGUGCGCUAUCCUCUUUUUGUGGUUUUUGCUGUCAUCUAUCAGGUCACCUUGGUGGGAAAUGGUGCUAUUCUCCUCGCCAUUGGGAUUGAGAAAAAGCUGCACACACCCAUGUAUUUCUUCUUGGCAAAUCUGUCCAUCUUAGACAUAUUUUGCCCAACAGCUACUGUUCCCAAGAUGCUUGAGAAUCUCCUGACUGAAAAGCAAAGCAUUUCUUUCCUUGGGUGUGCUUUGCAGCUUUAUUUUUUGGUGGCUCUAGCAGGGACAGAGGUCUUCCUCCUUUCAGUCAUGGCUUAUGACCGGUAUGUGGCCAUCUGUUUCCCUCUUCGUUACACUCUCAUCAUGACUAAGGUACGCUGUGCCGGGCUCAUGGCUGGAAUCUGGGCAGCAGGUUUUCUUAAUUCCCUUCUGCACACGUUGUUCACAUUCCGCCUGUCUUUCUGUAAGUCCCAUAGGGUUAACCAGUAUUAUUGUGACAUACCGCCAGUGGUGGCUCUCUCCUGCUCUUCCACAUAUGUGGCAGAGAUGGUUAUUUUAGUGGCAGGAUGUGUUUUGGGGGUCCCAGCCUUUUUGAACACCUUUAUUUCUUAUAUGUACAUCAUAUCCACCAUCCUAAAAAUCCAGUCAGCUGAAGGGAAGCACAAAGCCUUCUCCACAUGCACUUCACACCUCCUUGUGGUCUGUCUCUUUUAUGGCACAACAAUAUUUACCUACAUCCGCCCGCCCUCCAGUCAGCACUCCCCAGCCAGAGACAGGCUCAUCUCCAUGCUGUAUGGGGUGAUCACUCCAAUGCUAAACCCCAUCAUCUACAGCUUGAGGAACACAGAGGUUAAAGGGGCACUCAGAAAGGUUUUAUGGCAUUAA